AUGGCCGACCGCGAAUAUGACGAGCACGAGGGAUCCGUGGACCCCGAACUCCUAUACACCAAGGAAUUUUGUAUAGGUGGUGGAAGUUUUGGCAAGGUCUACAAAGGUGUCGACAAACGAAGCGGCCAGGCCGUAGCCAUCAAGGUUAUCGAUAUCGAAAGCGCCGAAGACGAAGUAGAAGACAUCAUCCAGGAGAUCGCCAUCCUUUCCGAGCUACAGUCGCCCUACGUCACUAAAUACUACGGUUCAUAUGCCAAGGGCGCCGAGCUAUGGAUUGUCAUGGAGUUCUGCUCGGGCGGUAGCUGUGCCGAUUUGAUGAAGCCGGGCCUGAUUGGGGAAGACUAUAUCGCCAUCAUCGUCCGCGAACUGCUGCUGGGGCUGGACUACUUGCAUCAGGACAAGAAGCUACACCGAGAUAUCAAAGCUGCCAACAUUCUCCUUGCUGCCAAUGGCCAGGUCAAGCUCGCCGAUUUCGGUGUUUCCGGUCAGCUAUCGGCGACCAUGACCAAGAAGAACACAUUUGUCGGCACCCCGUUCUGGAUGGCUCCCGAGGUCAUUAAGCAAAGCGGCUACGAUCACAAGGCUGAUAUUUGGUCUUUGGGUAUCACGGCCCUUGAGCUCGCCAAGGGAGAGCCACCUUACGCCGACAUCCAUCCCAUGAAGGUGCUAUUCCUGAUUCCCAAGAAUCCGCCUCCACGCCUGGAGGGAAACUUCAGCAAGGGGUUCAAGGAGUUCAUCGAGCUGUGCUUGCAGCGUGACCCCAAGGAAAGGCCAACGGCAAGAGAACUUCUCAAGCAUCCGUUUAUCAGACGGGCAAAGAAGACCAGCUAUCUGACGGAGCUCAUCGAACGAUACAACCGGUGGGCAGCUACGCACAAGCAGGAUGACGAAGAGUACAAUGAGCCGGAGCAAAACCAUUAUGUUGAGCAACGGAAGCACAUCAACGAGGACAUGUGGGACUUUGGCACAGUCCGGCUGGUUAGUGACCGCGGCGGUGUGGUCCACAGGCCCGGCAUGUUGAACGUCAUGGACGAGUCGACACUCAACGCGAGGUCCGGCAGAGCGAACGAGAUCGCGGAUAACCGGGAAGACUGGAGGAGGGAAUCUAACCAAGCUACAUCCAAGCUUGCGGUUGACACCAGUGGACAAGGGACCGCGAGGCAAGCAUCACCUGCGAGGAAACCUGUAACAACACCAAGCCUAGCGAUGCCGCCCCCGACCAGAGUCUCUGUGCCUAGUUCACCUGUUAAGCAGCAGAUACAGCAACUAGAGCAACAGUCCCAGAAAUCGAGGGAAACCCCGACGCCUCGGACGUCACUAGCCAGACCGGUGUCGCAUGUGCCAUUAGGCAGUUCUCCGGAUUAUGAUCGUGUGCUUCAGGAACAGUUACGACGGGAUAUUGGGGGUAUGAACCUCGGACCGGCUAUACAGAACAGCACACAGCAACAAUCAGCACUGUCGCCACCGCAGUAUAACCAACAACCUUCGUCAUCGUCUUCAAGAACCUCGGCUGGACCUAUGAAGCUGUCUGAGAUACCCCCAUUCAGAGGAGGACAGCAGCCACAGCAACAGCCCCUCCAGAAACUCACGAACCAGCAAAUAAAUCAGCAAGCACCAAGCACGAACAAACCUUUCCAACAGCAGCAGCAGCAGCAAGCCCCCCUCUACCACCAACCUUCACGUGAAUCACUUUACCGGCAACAGCAGCAACAACCACCACCACCGCAGCAACAGCGUCAGCUAAAUCAUCAAGCUUCGCGCGAGCAAGUGUACCAACAGCAUCAGAGACAACAGUCACAACCUUCGAUGCUCUAUCACCAGCCCUCGCGCGAGUCAUUGUAUCAACAACAACAACAACAACAACACAACAACAACAACAACAACAAACACCACCAACAACAACAACAACAACAAGCCAACAACAACAACAACAACAACAAACAACAACAACAACAACAACAACACUGGACUGCAACCUCUCUUGACAACAACAACAACAACAACAAAAACAACAACAACAACAACAACAACACUGGACUGCAACCUCUCUUGACAACAACAACAACAACAACAAAGCAGCCAGCAGCAGCAACAGCAGCAACAGCAGCAACAACAGCAUCAGCAACUACAGCAUCAGCGACGAAAUUCACAGCAUCAGCAGCAGCCUUCCUCUGGACAUUGCCACGCUCCUCACCAUCAGGAAGCCGCAUAGUCUCCACCUCAUCCAAUUACGGCGGACUAAGCACACCGUCCUCGUCAUCAACAUCACUUGCAGCGUUCCCUUCGCCCGAUCCACCCAGUCCCAGCGGCGAGUUAGACGCCCUCAACGACGUGAUUUUCCCUGCACUAGAGGAGGCGCUCAAACGUCGCCAGAUAAUGCUGCAGCAGACGUACCGACCCGAACCAGGAUACGCUCCUUCUCCGCCAACGCCCAAGCAGCAGCGCGCUGAAGCGGCUAACGAGAAGAUACGCAAGUUGGUGUAUAAGCUGGCGCAUGUGUGCAAGGAAAUUGAUCACUAUGAUAAGGCGGAGCCGGUGGGGAUGGGCAAGGAUGUGGGAGGGUUCCUGGAGGGACUGUUGGAAGAGAUACUGGUGAGGGUUGAGCCGCUUGAUGUUUUGGGGCCGGAGGAUGGUGGGCGUGGUGGUUAG
Molecule: messenger RNA, 2649 nt
Organism: Sordaria macrospora k-hell
Lineage: Eukaryota; Fungi; Ascomycota; Sordariomycetes; Sordariales; Sordariaceae
Source: RefSeq, a predicted model, not a curated record